Messenger RNA from Paramecium tetraurelia, 1329 nucleotides. RefSeq lists its product as uncharacterized. NCBI's taxonomy places the organism in Eukaryota, Ciliophora, Oligohymenophorea, Peniculida, Parameciidae. The transcript is spliced from 4 exons. The record is from RefSeq and is a predicted model, not a curated record.
AUGCAAUCCAAAUCAGCCUUAGAUUAUGAAGGGAGGGUGUUUAGAUGCUUUGUCGUUUAUGAUUGCAAUAAGCAAUAAGUGUUAAUUUCUAUUAAACGUCACUGUGGCAACCUAUUUACAGAAACCAUAUUGAAAGUUAAAGAAUAUGUUAAAUAAAAUCUCUACGAUUCCCAACGCAAUUAAGUAAACAUUCCUGGUGGAUCGAGAUGUGAAUGGCAUGGAAUAUUAGACGAAAAGACAAACUGUUAUUUUUUAAUGAUGACUUUCCCUGGAUCACAUCAAAGUGCCAUUCUGCAAUCCUUACUCGAAUUAUAACAAAUCGUCCUCUAUGUGCCCAACUACUAGAAUUUGAAUGAAUCCAAUUUUCCACCUACAAAAAAAAAUGAUCUCCUGGCCAAGUUAGAUGAACUGGAACAACAAUAUGUGAAAGACAUCGGACCAGAAGGACAACCAGAUGAAACUGAAAAGGGAAUCCAAUAAGAAUAAUAGAGGUCAACUAGCAAUUAGUUCCUCGUAAGCACUCCUUAGUAUUUACUAUUAUUAAAAUCUUUAGAAUUAAUUCAAUUAGACAACCUGCAUAAUAAUCCAAGAUUUAGGAUCUACAGAUGCUUUAUGAUAUACAAUGUAGUUGGCAACAAGACACUUUUCUGUUUAAAAAGAGGAACCUCAAAAUCCUUUGAUGAUACCAAAGGAUCUAUUAUAAAUUAAUUAAAGAAACAAUUGUAAGAAACUACCAAAUUUGAAGUAUUUGCUUAAGGAAAUUAAAGAUGCGAAUGGCAUGGAAUAUUAGAUGAAAAAAAAUGUAAAAUGUAAUUAAUAUUCAAAGCAUGCUACUUUCUGAUGAUGACUUUUCCAUCAACAACAAAGAAGAAUGUUAUAGAGGCUUUGGAAGAUUUGAAAAAGACCUUUAUUUAAAUUCCAAAUUAUGACGCCAUUCAACCAAAUGACUUGGAGAGAAGAGUUAAAUAAGAUGUCUAAAAGCAAAUUGAUAACCUCGAGAUAAAAUACUUCAACUUAAAUGGUAAUGAAGGAGUGGCUAGUGACAAUGAGUAAUCUGAAAUCAGAAGGGACUUCAUAACAUCCAAUCAAAUCACAUAAACAACUAAAUUGAACCCUCCGAGUGCAAUUAAGGAAAGUGAUAGCUACAAUCCACCAGAAAUACAAGAGAGCGGUAAGAACUUGUAUGACACACUUGAAAUCAAUGCAAAAAAAGAACUAGAAGAACUAGCAAAAUUUAAGCCAAUGCUCUAAGAUGCCCAAACAUAUAUUUAUGUUGGAAUAGGAAUCACGUUUACUCUGUUCCUAACAUUGAUAAUAAUCAUAGCUUGA